Colossoma macropomum (tambaqui) is the source of this 2013-nucleotide messenger RNA. RefSeq names its product rhotekin 2a (gene rtkn2a). The transcript has 12 exons. The record is from RefSeq and is a predicted model, not a curated record. The coding region runs from base 55 to 2013 and encodes 652 amino acids. NCBI's taxonomy places the organism in Eukaryota, Metazoa, Chordata, Actinopteri, Characiformes, Serrasalmidae. Gene Ontology annotation, biological process: positive regulation of cell population proliferation; hemopoiesis; signal transduction.
GAGCGCGUCGGUUUGUUGGCCUAGAGGGGCCUGUCUCUCCGGGAAGGAGCCAAUAUGGAGCUGCCGCGGGACGGACGAAUUUUUAGGCGAAAUGUUGGGGCGAGGUCCACUGUGUCGUCGUGUUCGUCUUUCGCCAUGGAGGUUAAGAGGAAGAAAAUAAGAGAAAGCACAUUGUUUUUACAAAACGAGGACUGUGAUAUUCAAGAGAAGAUGGACUUUGAGAUGCGAAUGAGAGCGGGUGCAUACAAGCUUCUGGUUGCCAGCACCAAGAGAGAACAAAUCCUUGAUGCAGCCAAAAGCCUGAUAACCUGCAAUGCAAGAAUCAAAGCCUACAUGGCUGAGGCACAGCAGAGGAAGGAACAGCAGGACAUGACUGAGAAUUUUAGGAGGAGAUCUUUAGACUCCCAGAAUCGAGUGGCUUGUAAGGGCAAAGUAGCUAUAUCUGGUCUGCGAAUCCCUCUGUUUUGGAAGGAUUCUGAACAUUUCAGCAACAAAGGGAAUUCUCAACGGGUGGCAGUUUUCUGUCUAAUGAAGAUUGGCUCUGAAAUAUUUGACACAGAGAUGGUGAUAGUUGACCGAUCAGUGACUGAUAUCUGCUUUGAGGGUGUAACUGUCUUUUCGGAGGCUAAGCCAGACUUUGAGCUGGCAGUUGAACUCUACAGCUGUGCAGUAGAAGAGGAGGCAACUCUGGUCAACACACCAAAGAAACUGGCCAGAAAAUUUCGUUCCUCUUUUGGUAAAGCAUCUGGAAAGAAACUUGGCUCCACUCUAGAUGGAGGUGAUCCUGAUGCUUUUCUUCAGUCCAACCCAAUGCCACCUGGGGUACAAUAUUCUCUGUUGGCAUACACAACCCUGGGUUUGGAACAGGCAGAAGGCUCAUUCCAGUCUCACUCACUCAUAGUCUUACAGAACGUGGUGGCAUCAUCAUGGCUGCCUCUCUAUGGGAAUCUGUGCUGUCAGCUGGUGGCACAGCCUCACUGCAUGACACAGGAUAUGAUGAGCGGCUAUCUUAGCCAACAGCAAAGUAUUGAGGGUUUGCAGCGCUGCUGCAGGCUGUACUGUGUGCUGAAGGCUGGCCUCCUCUCCUGCUAUUUCACUCCUGAGGAGAUCCAAGCCAAAGUGGAGCCCAGCUUUGUUAUUCCUAUAAACAAGGACACCCGCAUUCGUGUGGUGGAAGGGCAUCAGAAGAGUGGAGCUAGACUGAGUCUGAUUAAUCCAGGGAUGGGAGACCCCGCUAGCCAUGUAUUCACAGCUGAAACACCAGAACAAUUGCAGGACUGGCUGAAUGCCCUUUGGCAACACAUUCAUGACAAGAGUCAGUGGCAGCACACCUGUGACAGGCUGAUGGAGAUUCAGAUUUUGUCCCCACGGAAGCCCCCACUUUUCCUCACCAAACAAGCUGACUCUGUUUACAAUGACCUGAGCAUUGGUUCACCAGGGAAAUUUGAGAGUUUGACUGAUAUAAUUCACAAUAAGAUCGAGGAAACUGAUGGGCGCUUUCUUAUUGGUCAAGAAGAGGAGAAGGAACCUCCUCAUUGGGCAGCCCUGUUUGAGGGCUCCCAUUCGAUGGUGGUGCAGAAAACAGUUUUGUCACCAGGUAAAGAGAGUGCCCAGUCCACUUCCAGUCCAACUUUGAACAGCAACAAGAAGAGAAGAGCUCCUCCACCUCCCCCGGGUAAAUUACCAUUUGUCCAACCUGUCCCAUGUCUUCUGGAGAAGGAGAACUCUUGUAAGGCGACGAGGCCUCGAACAGGGCGGCCUUCCCUGGAUGCUAAAUUCUCUGCCAUCAUUCAGCAGUUACAGAAGACCCAUGCCCCACCACGCAAAAAUCCACCUUUAGCCCAGAUCGAGCCCUCUCAGAACCCUUACACUCCAAAAAAGAGGGAUAUUGAGCUUGCCCAGGCUGAACACGCAGAAAAAAUGAGCACCGAAGCUCUUCAGCCUCCCAUCCCUGCCCCCAGAAACAAACUGAGGAAGUCUUUUAGGGAGAAGAUGAACCCCAAGGCCUGGUAA